AUGACAACACCACCAAGACAAAGUACUCUAAGACUAUUACGGUGUAGAUGUUGGCAUCCAUUAUUACCAGCAUUUUCAGCACGACUAAUAAUUGCUAUCCGUACUCUUCUAGGAAUUGCUUGUGUUGCUGCAUUUACUCUUUUACCAGUGACAUCUAAUUCAAUACAAGGUCAACUUCUACUUGGUGUUAGUUUUAUAGUUGCAAUAAAAAGUACAGUUGGUGCAACAAUUCAAACAGCUAUUCGUUUAUUUCUUGCUGGUGCUAUUUCCGCUACGUAUUGUCUUUUCAUUGUUAAUUUUUGUCCACGCAACGUUUAUUAUGGUGUUGGAGCAACUAAUAUUCUUGUUCUUCUUAUUGUUUAUACGGAUUUACCAAUAACUGUUCGUCGUUUUUCAAUAGUACCCACAUGUAUUAUACUUCUACAAUGGUUUGGUAAACCACAUAUCAAUAGUUUUUUUGUACUUCAAAUUUGGACAUCAUUAGCAAUUGGUGGUCUAUUAGCUGUUAUUGUCACAUGUAUUCCAUUACCAGCUAUACCAACUGCUUAUCGUGAAUUAACAAUGCGGAUGAGAUUUAUUGCUCGACAAAUACAACGUGAAAUAACAGCUAUUGUUUUACUUAUAUCUGAAUAUCAUAAUAUACAUUUAAAGGAUGAAUAUGAUUAUCAAACAAAUCAAAACAAACAAAAAAUGAAUACUUCUGAUGAUAAUGAUAUUGGUAUUGAAAUGCCAGCAAAUUCUUAUCGUGAAGAUGAUAUUUGUCAUUUUUCAACAUCAUUCGAAGAUUUGAAAGAUGAUCAUUUACUUAAAAGUGAUAUACAAGAUUUACAUUCAUUAGUUAAUGAUGAAUUAACACAAAUGCAACGUGCUUUAACGGAAAUUUCAUAUGAACCAUAUUUUAUAUUAUUAAAAUUACUAAAUCUAAUACGAAGAUUCUUACGACACAUUCCAUUUAUUAAAAAAUUCAUCAAAACAAAAUCAACAUUACAAACACGCUUAUCAAUAUGGGCAACAAGUUUUGCUUCUAUACAACGAACAAUUACUGGAUUAUUAACACUAGAUCAUCAUCACCGUGCAUUUGUUGGUCAACGACAAUUAAUUAAUGAAAUAUGUCUUCUUCUUGAUUCAACGUUUAAUUUUUUGGAUUCGUCACUUUCAUAUACAACAUCAUCAACUAGUUAUUUUAAUACAGCACAAUUAAUUGCUUGUCGAACAAAAGUUGAAGAAGCACUUGAAAGUUUUUUUGAAACAUACACACAAGUACGUGAAAAUCCACGACAUUCUACAAUAUCAAAUACGGAUGCAAUUCAUCUAAAUACAUUUCUUCUCCUUAUUUUACGUCUUGUUCAUGCAACUAUAACUGCUGCUGAAAUAAGUAAAACUCCUGGUGCUCGUCUUGAUACUAAUCCUGAUCCAACAAUAAAUGUAUCAAAAUCGAAAACAACAUUUAACUGGAAAAAACCAUUUUCUGAUCUUGCUGUUUAUAUUGGCAUAAGACCAUCAUUUGGUAAAUUAGUACGUUCAAUCAAAACAAGUUUAAGUGUACUUAUAUCGGCUAUUGUUGUUUUCUCAUUUCGUGAACGUUUACAAGCAUAUGGUUGGGUUUAUUGGGCACCGAUGACAACAGCACUUGUUUCCGAUUCAUCGGAAGGUAGUACACUUCGUCUAUCAUUUCAACGUUUAAUGGCUGUUUUACUUGGUUCAACUUACGCAUAUGUUAUUGUACUUGUCACGCAAAAUCAUCUUGCUGUUGGAAUAUGUAUUUCUUUAUUUGUUGGACUAAUGGGAUAUCUUAAAACAGAUCCAAGAAAAGAAUAUUUUGCUAGUGUCUGUGCACAAUCAGCAUCAAUAAUAACGUUUCUUUCUAAUCAACAAGGACAAAUGAGUGCAUCAAAUAAAGCUGUUUUAGCUCGAACAAGUUUAACAUUUCUCGGAAUAUUUAUUCAUGUUUUCAUUUCUAAUAUUUUUCUACCAAUAACAGCUCGUGCUUUAAUUAAAAAAAAAGUAUCAAUUAUGAUUAGAAAUGUAUCGGCAGCAUUAAAAUCGUCAAGUAAUAAAUUUUGUACAUUUAUAGGUCCAUCUGUAACAUAUCAACAAAAUGUAUCAUCAAAUAAAACACCAUUUGAUUUAAUGAAAACUGUAGAAGAAACCGAACGUAUUGCCGACACUUUUCCUGCUUUACUUGAAGAAGCAUUGAACGAACCAAACUUUUGGAAACGACCAUUUAUACAAGUAAAAGAUCGUUAUAAUGAUAUAGCCAAAUCUUUACGUCGAAUAAGUGCUGAUAUUCGUUUUGUUCAUCGAUGUACAACCAUACUUGAAGCUGAAUCAAAAUUACAUUUUGCUCAAGAAUCAAAAUGGCUAGUACGUCGAGAGAGUACUGUUCAUAUGAAUAAUGGUAUUGAAUCGAAGCCAUCUCAUUCUUGGACAGUGACAGAUUUACGUAAACAACAACAAUUACAUAAUGAUCUUGAUAUACCUUUAACAAUUUUUAUGACUUAUUCUCCACAUUCAACACCAAGAUUUGAACAGAAAACUCUUAUAUCAAAAAAUUCAUCAGCAUCACUUCGUUUAGCACAUACAACAUUAUAUCAACCUAUACUUGAACAUAUACGUACACUUGAAAGUCAUAUUCAAAAGGUUUUAUCUUUAUCAGAACAAUUAAUUGAAAAACAAGCAGUUGUUGAUGUUGGCUCAUUUGAAUUACAACAAUUAUGUCGUGAAGAUUCAUAUGAUGAACAACAAAUAAAACUUUUAAAAACUCAAAGAACAUUAAAUCGUGGUCCAUCUUUUUAUGCUGUACCACCAUUUGAAGCAUUACCAAUAGUUACACACCAUUAUAAAUUUUUUUCUUGUUGUACUCAUUCACAAGAAGAUCAUGAACAAUUUCCAUCAUUACGUAAUGCUGUUGAUUUAAUGUUUGCAUCAUUAAUACAAUUUCUUUAUGGUAAUAAUCGCUUUAUUCGUACAGAAUUUGUAUCAAAUCAAUCUAUUGGUGAUGUUUUAGCAUUUCAUACAUUGUCAUAUGCAUUAAAAGAUAUGGUUGAAGCAACAACAGAUCUAGCAAAAAAUGCUCGACGUAUUAAACAUAUUGAUACACGAACAUUAACACGAGAAGAACGCGAAGAAAAAAUUGCUUAA
This is a messenger RNA of Rotaria sp. Silwood1, 3141 nucleotides long. The record is from the annotation of a GenBank genome assembly. NCBI's taxonomy places the organism in Eukaryota, Metazoa, Rotifera, Eurotatoria, Philodinida, Philodinidae.